AUGUCCACCCCGGUCUCCCCUCCCCUCUCGCUCUCCCCGUUGACACCGGCCUCCCCACCAUCGGCAACCUCCCCCGGUGCCUCCCCGCUGCCCUCGCCCCUCUCCCCUCCGGCCAGGGUGCCUGUGUUCCAGAGGAAGGGAGCGCUCAAACACAAGAGGAUUGUCGAGGUGAAAGACCACCAGUUCACGGCCCGCUUCUUCAAGCAGCCCACAUUCUGCAGCCACUGCACCGACUUCAUCUGGGGCAUCGGCAAACAGGGAUUCCAAUGUCAAGUUUGCAGUUUCGUGGUUCACAAAAGAUGUCAUGAGUUUGUGACCUUCACUUGUCCCGGCUCUGUGGCAGGCCCCAGACCAGAUGACCUGAAGACUCAACACAUGUUUAAGGUCCAGACGUACUCCAGUCCCACCUUCUGCGACCACUGUGGCUCGCUGCUGUACGGACUCAUACACCAGGGCAUGAAAUGUGGCUGUUGUGACAUGAAUGUCCAUCGACGGUGUGAGACCAGUGUUCCCAGUCUCUGUGGCCAAGACCACACAGAGAAGAGAGGAAGGGUCCACCUGACCAUCAGAGGAGAGAAUGAGGAUGUCUUUGUCACAGUGCGGGAGGCCCGUAACCUGAUGCCCAUGGAUCCAAACGGUCUGUCAGACCCGUACGUCAAACUGAAAUUGAUUCCAGACCCAAAGAGCCACAGCAAACAGAAGACCAAGACCAUCCGCUCAACACUCAGUCCUGUCUGGAAUGAGAGCUUCACCUUCUCCGUGCGUGGCCACCAGUGGGACAGGCGCCUGUCUGUGGAGGUAUGGGACUGGGAUCGCACGUCUAGGAACGAUUUCAUGGGAGCGCUGUCAUUCGGAGUGAGUGAGAUCUUCAGGCGUCCCAUCAGCGGCUGGUUCAAACUGCUGGCCCAAGAUGAGGGAGAGUACUACAACAUUCCCGUGCCAGACCCAGACCUGGAGGAGCCUCAGCCAGACGGCACAACACCGUCUCUGCCUCAAGCGCUACCUGCCGCGCUGUCUGAACCAUUCCCAGCGGCUCUCACCCCGACCCCUCUACCAUCCGGCCCACCGGUCCACACCCCCGGCCCUGCCAAAGUCAAAGUUGGCAUCCUCGACUUCAACUUCCUCAUGGUGCUGGGCAAAGGCAGCUUUGGCAAGGUGCUGCUGGCGGAGGAGCGAGGCAGCGAGCGUCUGUUCGCCGUGAAAGUGUUGAAGAAAGAUGUUCUCUUCCAGGACGAGGACACCGAGAGCGCUCUGGUGGAGAGGAGGGUUCUGGCGCUUUCCUCUCGCCCUCACUUCCUCACAUCUCUCUACUGCGCCUUCCAGACUGAGGACCGUCUGUAUUAUGUGAUGGAAUACGUCAACGGAGGAGACCUGAUGUUUCACAUUCAGAUAGUCGGCAAGUUCAAAGAGCCUCAUGCAGCGUUUUAUGCAGCGGAGAUAGCGGUCGGCCUCUUCUUCCUCCACAGCAAGGGCAUCAUCUACAGGGAUCUAAAGCUGGAUAAUGUGCUGCUUGACAGCGAGGGCCACAUAAAGAUAGCUGACUUUGGGAUGUGCAGGGAGGGCAUGUUGGAGGAGGACUCCACGCGCACCUUCUGUGGCACCCCCGACUACAUCGCCCCUGAGAUUGUGGCAUACCAGCCCUAUGAUAAAGCAGUAGACUGGUGGUCCUAUGGAGUACUGCUGUAUGAAAUGCUGGCAGGACAGCCACCAUUUGACGGUAUUGACGAGGAGGAGCUGUUUCAGUCCAUCAUGGAGCAGAGUGUGGUAUACCCAAAAAGUCUCACUCGGGAAGCCGUCUCUAUCUGCAAGGGACUCCUGACGAAGCACCCGGCCAAGCGUCUAGGUGGAGGAGACGAGGCAGAGAGAGAAAUUCGGGAGCAUCCGUUCUUCCGCUGGAUUGACUGGGACCGUCUGGAGAGACUGGAGAUCCAGGCGCCCUUCAAACCCAGAACUGGUGGGAGAAAAGGAGAAAACUUCGACAAUUUCUUCACAGCAGCUCCGUCAGCGCUCACUCCCUCUGACCCGGAUAUACUAGCAGCCAUCAACCAGGAAGACUUCCAGGGCUUCACCUUCCAAAACCCAGACUUUGCCCCUUCUCCUCUCACGGCUGUUUGA
Molecule: messenger RNA, 2115 nt
Organism: Cyclopterus lumpus (lumpfish)
Lineage: Eukaryota; Metazoa; Chordata; Actinopteri; Perciformes; Cyclopteridae
Gene: prkcg
Product: protein kinase C, gamma
Exons: 16
Coding region: 1-2115 (704 amino acids)
Biological process (GO): protein phosphorylation
Molecular function (GO): ATP binding; zinc ion binding; diacylglycerol-dependent serine/threonine kinase activity
Source: RefSeq, a predicted model, not a curated record